Molecule: messenger RNA, 981 nt
Organism: Acanthamoeba castellanii str. Neff
Lineage: Eukaryota; Discosea; Longamoebia; Acanthamoebidae
Product: ATPase family associated with various cellular activities (AAA) domain containing protein
Exons: 3
Coding region: 1-981 (326 amino acids)
Biological process (GO): cellular response to heat
Cellular component (GO): cytoplasm
Molecular function (GO): ATP binding; ATP hydrolysis activity
Source: RefSeq, a predicted model, not a curated record
AUGUCGAGUUCUUCAGACUCGGACGAGCCUCCGAAACACGAGGAGGCCUCCCUCAGUAGCGACAACGAAACGAAACAGGCGAAGAGCAGCACCUACAAGAAGAAGAAGUCGAAAGGCAAACACAGCAAGAACAAGGACAAGAAGAAGGGAAAGUCUUCAUCGGAUGAAGAGUCGUCCGAUCACGACGACGAGAAUCCGCAAGACAAAACGGCAGCUAGGAGCGCUAAAUUCACGACCAGGGUUGACGAGGUUCUUGCGGGCAUGGGCGCUGGCAACACCCGCGACGGCCUUACUGACGAAGAAGNNGAGGUGGAGAAGGCCCACGUGCAGGUCCUCAACAUCCUGCUCCAGGUGCUCGACGACGGCCGCCUCACCGACGGCCAGGGCCGCGUGGUCGACUUCUCGAACGUGGUCAUCAUCCUCACCUCGAACCUGGGCUCCGACAUCCUCCUGAAGAGCGUCGACUCCGAGGGCACGCUCAAGGAGUCGGCCCGCGACCAGGUCAUGAACGUGGUCAAGAUGCACUUCCGGCCCGAGUUCCUCAACCGCAUGGACGACAUCGUCAUCUUCCACCCGCUCUCCAAGAAGCACCUCCACAACAUCGUCCGCCUGCAGGUCCUGGCCGUCGGCAAGCGCCUCGAGGACCGCGACAUCCACCUCGACAUCGACGAAUCCGCGCUGGACCUCAUCCUCGCCCAGGCCUACGAUCCCCUCUACGGCGCCCGGCCUCUGCGCCGCUACCUCGAGAAGCACAUCGUCACUCAGUUGUCGCGCAUGAUCAUUGCGGGCGAGCUGCUGGACGACAGCAUGGUCCACAUCACGGCCACCAACGGCAAGCUGACCUUCCGGGUGGGGCCUAACACGGCCGCCACCGCCGACUCAAAAAAAAAGUUCGACCCCCAAACGACUCCGCGACUCAGCGGAAUCCCGACCGGAUCGAGACGCAGGCCUACUGAGCAGGCCGAAGAGGGCCAGGCUUGA